Molecule: messenger RNA, 10430 nt
Organism: Nycticebus coucang (slow loris)
Lineage: Eukaryota; Metazoa; Chordata; Mammalia; Primates; Lorisidae
Gene: TULP4
Product: TUB like protein 4
Exons: 15
Coding region: 2076-6707 (1543 amino acids)
Molecular function (GO): protein binding
Source: RefSeq, a predicted model, not a curated record
GGGAGGAGGCGGCGGCGGCGGCGGUGGCGCGGGGCUGCUGGAGGCGGAGGCGGCGAGGCGCGGGCGAGCCGCGGGGGCUGCUGCCACGGCCGCCCGGGAGAUUUGUAAGACUGCAGGGUCUCCUAGCCGUGAAUAAUCUGAUGGUUCCUGAAGUGACUGGCAAACAGAUUCUUCUAGUGCCAGUUGAAGAAUGUAUGUCUAUGUCUAUUUAAAACCUUCUUUCUAUAUAUACACAUUUACACAGGAAGACAGGCUCACUCUUGUGUACCUUGAGAGUUUUACAACUGAUGAAAAUUAAUUUAAGAAUCAAAUGGAGCAACUUGACACCACUGGGCUCAGGAGCCUGGGGAGAAAAAUGCAUCACUAGUGGCCAGUUUUCCAUAUGGUCUUCACGGGUAAAGAAAGUCUGCAAAAAGAAGAAAACAAAAUUUGCACAGAUUAAGUCUCAAAAAUACCUCUCCAGUUUAAAGAAGGAACGAAGUGAGAAGGUGAACAAGAAAGAAGUGUGAUUUCAAAUGUUGCAGUGGGACUGUGCAGUGCUAUCUGCGCCUUGAUUUUCAGUUGGUUUGGUGAUUUGGACAGAUUUUAAAAGUUUGGACUAAAAAGUAACUCUUAUUGUGGUUAUGGCUGGAGGAAAGCAAGUUCAAGUGUGAUGGACAAGUUUGAACAAUGAACUGAUUCCUUUGCCUGCUUUAGUUAACUGCAUUUGAGAAAUUUUAAUUUAUUAUUUCCCAUUUCCUUUCCUGCAUCUAUAGGCUUGCAUCUUAAAAUAGCAAUUGAAACGAAUAAUUAUAAAAAUAAAUAUCAAGGGAAGUCCAAGCAAAGUUUCCUUAUCCCUGGACUAAGGUGUGGUGUUUGGAGACGGUCUUUGAGUAUGCACACAGGAAAGCACCCAGAAGUGUUUGACACUCUCCAGGGAAACAGUGAGGGGAGAAUCUGACUCUGGCUUGUGUUUUUGUUUUAAGGGAUUAUCUUUCCUGUUAAGUCCAAGAAGACUUACAUAUGAGAGAAAGAUUACUUGAUGGACUGAAUUCUGAGAUUAGUUUUUUUUUUUUUUUUCAUCAAAACGGAAAAAUACUGAUCUUUAGGACCAAAAAGAGAAGAAGUGACUAGGGGAGUCAGAAAAGAGACAGACGGAAGCAGCAGAAACCUGCAGCCUGGCUGUUCUGUCAGCAAGAGGAUUUAGGACUCAAGAAGGCAAAUGCUGGGACCACGUUAACAGCAUUAGAGCACCCUGCUUCUGUUGAGUGAAGGGGCUUUCUUUCUGGUCUCUAUGGCACUGGGGGAUGCUCCAGCUGGUGGAGGAGUAGUUCGAUGGAGCCCUGCGUUCCCUGGGAACACAGGGCCCAGCUUUGAGGUGGAGAGUUUCUGGUUUUGAACAGCAGAGAAAGUCUUUUUUUCUUCUUAAAAUUUGGACUGUUGUCUGCACAAACUCUGGUCUGUUUUGCACGGUUUGUGUGCCUUUUUUUCCCUUUAUGCAAUCUUUUUCAGCUUUAGCAGCAGAAAUUUGUCUAGUUCAAAAAACAUAUUAGAAGAUGGCUUCAGAAGGAAGAUGAUCCUGAGUGUUUUGUCUCUGCAUCUGAACUUUGGUGGAGGAAAUUCCAGCUAGAGGGAUUCUUAAAGCCUUAAGUUACUUGAAAUCUAUGUACUUGCAACUCUUUGUCUCUGGAAUCAUAUUACACUAAACUGGAAUCUCAGGCUGAAUAAGAAUAACCAAGUUGAGUAAAAAGAAGAAAACUCUGUUUCUUGAUGACCACUUAUUAACGAUGCUCUUUCUGCAAAGGAUCAGCACGUUCUUCCUCUAAGGACUUGAAAAUAAAAAAUGGACCCCACGUUUUUUUAAGCAUUACCUUUUCUUAGCAGACUGCCAUCAUCUUUUAUAGAGGAUUUUUUCACUAUGCAUUUGGUGGAUCUUUAUAAAACACUGACCUUCUAAUUAGAUUUAGGUCAGCUUAAUUAAAGGGGGAAAAAAGCAACACAAGCCAACCACAAAAAUAAACCAAUGAAAGAAAUUGGUUUAAAUUUCUCAACAUUGAGCAUUACUUUUUAAGUAAAACAGUUCAUUAAAAAAAAGUAUGUAUGCUGCAGUGGAGCAUGGGCCUGUGCUUUGCAGCGAUUCCAACAUUCUCUGCCUGUCGUGGAAGGGGCGUGUCCCCAAGAGCGAGAAGGAGAAGCCAGUGUGCAGGAGGCGCUACUACGAGGAAGGCUGGCUGGCCACAGGCAAUGGGCGCGGAGUGGUCGGCGUGACUUUCACCUCCAGCCACUGCCGCAGGGACAGGAGUACUCCACAGAGGAUGAACUUCAACCUGAGGGGCCACAAUAGUGAGGUCGUGCUCGUGAGGUGGAAUGAGCCGUACCAGAAGUUGGCCACGUGUGACGCAGAUGGAGGCAUAUUUGUGUGGAUUCAGUAUGAAGGCAGGUGGUCUGUGGAACUGGUCAACGACCGAGGGGCUCAGGUGAGUGAUUUCACAUGGAGCCAUGAUGGGACUCAAGCACUUAUUUCAUAUCGAGAUGGGUUUGUCCUGGUCGGUUCUGUCAGUGGACAAAGACACUGGUCAUCCGAGAUCAACUUGGAAAGUCAAAUCACAUGUGGCAUAUGGACUCCUGAUGACCAACAGGUGCUGUUUGGCACAGCUGAUGGGCAGGUGAUCGUCAUGGACUGCCACGGCAGGAUGCUGGCCCAUGUCCUCCUGCAUGAGUCUGAUGGUGUCCUGGGCAUGUCCUGGAACUACCCCAUCUUCCUGGUGGAGGACAGCAGUGAGAGCGACACGGACUCGGACGACUACGCUCCUCCCCAAGAUGGCCCAGCAGCGUAUCCCAUCCCAGUGCAGAACAUCAAGCCUCUGCUCACUGUCAGCUUCACCUCGGGAGACAUCAGCUUAAUGAACAACUACGAUGACUUGUCACCCACUGUCAUCCGCUCAGGACUGAAAGAGGUGGUAGCCCAGUGGUGCACACAGGGGGACUUACUGGCAGUCGCUGGCAUGGAACGGCAGGCCCAGCUUGGUGAGCUUCCCAACGGUCCCCUUCUGAAGAGUGCCAUGGUCAAGUUCUAUAAUGUUCGUGGGGAGCACAUCUUCACACUGGACACUCUUGUGCAGCGCCCCAUCAUCUCUAUCUGCUGGGGCCACCGGGACUCACGUCUGCUGAUGGCAUCAGGACCAGCCCUGUACGUGGUACGUGUGGAGCAUCGGGUGUCCAGCCUGCAGCUGCUGUGCCAGCAGGCCAUCGCCAGCACCCUGCGGGAAGACAAGGACGUCAGCAAGCUUGCCCUGCCCCCCCGCCUCUGUUCCUACCUCUCCACCGCCUUCAUCCCCACCAUCAAGCCCCCAAUUCCAGACCCCAACAACAUGCGGGACUUCGUCAGCUACCCCUCGGCCGGCAGUGAGCGGCUGCACUGCACCAUGAAGCGCACGGAGGAUGACCCCGAGGUGGGCGGCCCGUGCUACACGCUCUACCUUGAGUACCUGGGGGGGCUCGUGCCCAUCCUCAAGGGGCGACGUAUCAGCAAGCUGCGGCCGGAGUUUGUCAUCAUGGACCCUCGGACAGAUAGCAAAUCAGAUGAAAUCUACGGGAAUAGCUUGAUUUCCACUGUGAUCGACAGCUGCAACUGCUCAGACUCCAGUGACAUCGAGCUGAGUGACGACUGGGCUGCCAAGAAAUCUCCUAAAAUCUCCAGAGCUAGCAAAUCACCCAAACUCCCAAGGAUCAGCAUCGAGGCUCGCAAGUCUCCCAAGCUGCCCCGGGCUACUCCAGAGAUCUCCCGUUCUCCUCGGCUGCCUAUGCGCAAGCCCUCCAUUGGCUCACCCAGCCUAACACGGAGAGAGUUUCCUUUUGAAGACAUCACUCAGCACAACUAUCUUGCUCAGGUCACGUCUAACAUCUGGGGAACCAAAUUUAAGAUUGUGGGUUUGGCUGCCUUCCUGCCAACCAAUCUCGGUGCAGUAAUCUAUAAAACCAGCCUCCUGCAUCUCCAGCCGCGGCAAAUGACCAUUUAUCUCCCAGAAGUUCGGAAGAUUUCCAUGGACUAUAUUAAUUUACCUGUCUUCAACCCAAAUGUUUUCAGUGAAGAUGAAGAUGACUUACCGGUGACAGGAGCAUCUGGUGUCCCUGAGAGCAACCCGCCUUGCACAGUGAAUAUCCCUAUUGCACCGAUCCACAGCUCGGCUCAGGCUAUGUCCCCCACACAGAGCAUAGGGCUGGUGCAGUCCCUGCUGGCCAAUCAGAACGUGCAGCUAGACGUCCUGAGCAACCCCACGACAGCCGCAGGGGCAGCAGAGCAUGUGAGUGAUGGUGCCACCCAGUACCCAGUCCCCAGUCGGUACUGCAGUCCUGGCCAGGUGAUUUUUGGAGGCGUGGAAAUGGGCCGAAUCGUUCCAAACCCUCCUCACCUGUCCCUGCCACUGCCACCCCAGGGGCCGGUACAGAUGCCUGUGGCAAGCCAUGGUGAUCGCGACCACGAGCACCUACCAAAGUCAGGCAAGGCCCUGAGGCCAGCGCCACAGCUGGCAGCUGAAGGGGAUGCUGUGGGCUUUAGUGCCCCCCAGGAAGUCCAGGUGACAAAGAUGAACCCUCCACCCCCGUACCCAGGAACCAUCCCGGCUGCCCCCACCACAGCAGCGCCCCCACCCCCUCUGCCGCCACCACAGCCCCCUGUGGAUGUGUGCUUGAAGAAGAGCGACUUCUCCCUCUACCCCACGUCAGCGCACUACCAGCCGCCCCUAGGCUACGAGAGGAUCACCACCUUUGACAGCAGCGGCAAUGUGGAGGAGGUGUGCCGGCCUCGCACCAGGAUGCUCUGCUCCCAGAACACCUACACUCUCCCUGGCCCAGGCAGCUCAGCCACCUUGAGGCUCACAGCCACUGAGAAGAAGGUUCCUCAGCCCUGCACCAGUGCCACUCUGAACCGCCUGACCAUCCCUCGCUACUCCAUCCCACCUGGGGACCCACCCCCGUAUCCUGAAAUUGCUAGCCAGCUGGCCCACGGGCGGGCUGCUGCCCAGAGACCUGACAGCAGCCUUAUCCACGCUACCCUGCGGAGGAACAACCGAGAGGCCACGCUCAAGAUGGCCCAGCUGGCCGACAACCCUCGAGUUCCCCUACAGCCCCCUGCCAAGCCCAAGGGCGGGUCUCUGGGAGCAGUAGCACAGCUCCCGGCCCGGCCCCCACCCGCCCUAUACACCUGUAGCCAGUGCAGUAGCACGGGGCCUGGCUCACAGCCCGGAGCUGCCCUGGCCCAUGCUGUCAGUGCCUCCCCGCUGGCCUCCCAGUCCUCCUACAGCCUCCUGAGCCCACCCGACAGUGCCCGUGACCGCACUGACUAUGUCAAUUCAGCCUUCACGGAGGACGAGGCUCUGGCCCAGCACUGUCAGCUUGAGAAGCCCCUGAAGCACCCCCCUCUGCCUGAAGCUGCUGUCACCAUGAAACGGCCACCCCCUUACCAGUGGGACCCCAUGUUGGGUGAGGACAUUUGGGUUCCUCAAGAAAGGACAGUGCAGACUGUGGUGCCCAACCCUUUAAAAUUGUCCCCUCUGAUGCUCAGUCAGGGCCAGCACCUGGAUAUGUCCCGAGUGCCCUUUGUCUCCCCCAAGUCUCCCGCCAGCCCCACUGCCACUUUCCAGACAGGCUAUGGGAUGGGAGUGCCGUAUCCAGGAAACUACACCAACCCCCCUCUGCCUGGAGCACAGGUUCCCUGCUCUCCCAAAGAUGCCCUGUCCCCAACACAGUUUGCACAACAGGAGCCUGCUGUUGUUCUCCAGCCAGUGUACCCCCCCAGCCUCUCCUACUGCACCUUGCCCCCCAUGUACCCAGGAAGCAGCACGUGCUCCAGUUUACAGCUGCCACCUGUCGCCUUGCACCCAUGGAGUUCCUACAGCGCCUGCCCACCUGUGCAGAACCCCCAGGGCACGCUCCCCCCCAAGCCACACUUGGUGGUGGAGAAGCCCCUGGUGUCCCCUCCACCCCCAGACCUCCAAAGCCACAUGGGCACUGAAGCGAUGGUAGAGACCACUGACAACUUCCAGGAAGUCCUCUCCUUGACAGAAAGCCCGGUCCCGCAGAGGACAGAAAAAUUUGGAAAGAAGAACCGGAAGCGCCUGGACAGCCGAGCAGAGGAAGGAAGCAUGCAGGCCAUCACGGAGGGCAAGGUGAAGAAGGAGACGAGGACUCUGAGCGACUUUAACGCCCUUAUCUCUAGCCCCCGCCUGGGCAGAGACAAGAAGAAAGUGAAGAGUCAGAAGGACCAGCUGAAGUCCAAGAAGUUGAAUAAGACCAAUGAGUUCCAGGACAGCUCGGAGAGUGAGCCUGAGCUGUUCAUCAGCGGGGAUGAGCUGAUGAACCAGAGCCAGGGCAGCAAAAAAGGCUGGAAGAGCAAGAGGACACCGCGGGCCACCAGCGAGCUGGAGGAGUCCCGGUGCCGCCGGGCCAGUGAGAAGGAGGACGGGCGGCUGGGCAGCCAAGGUUUUGUGUACGUGAUGGCCAACAAGCAGCCCCUGUGGAAUGAGGCCACCCAAGUGUACCAGCUGGACUUUGGAGGGCGGGUGACCCAGGAGUCAGCCAAGAAUUUCCAAAUCGAGUUGGAAGGGCGGCAGGUGAUGCAGUUUGGAAGGAUUGAUGGCAACGCCUACAUUCUAGACUUCCAGGCCCCCUUCUCAGCCGUGCAGGCCUUUGCAGUUGCCCUGGCCAACGUGACUCAGCGCCUCAAGUGAAGAGACCAGUGUGAGGAGGAGAGAGAUGCCAAGGGGCUUUCUGAAGGAGAGCCACAUGGGCAGUGCCUGGGGGAUCAGAAGACAGCAGCAAAUUGGAAACACCUAUCAGGCCCAGGAGGGGACACUGAUCUUCUGUUGCCAUUUAUUUGGGCUUUAUUACACUUCAUUGUCUGUCUUUCUUUUCUUGUUUCAGUAGAGUGGCAUUUGGAAGCAAAGGUUGCAAGCCAUCUGGUGUUCUUUCAGGAAGUGUAGCUUGGCUGUGGUAACAUUCUCCUGCAUUUAUGUCAGUGACUGACACAAGGGCCCUUCAGGGUGCAGAGAGACCGCCUUAUAGCCUGCUGUUCUCCUAGACGGAGAACGUGCACAUUGUGUGUUCUCCACAACAUCUAGCCUUCGUUACUGCUCCAUCACUACUAGAAUAAAAUCAAAAAAACUUUUAAAAAUCACAACCAAAAAUCCUGAAGAUACAGGUUCUCUUUGAGGGGUUCUCUUUCUCUCUUCAACAAAUUGAAUUCACACAUUUGUUACAAAAGUGACAUGAUUAACAAAGGAUGUUUAGGCAAGUGCACUGAUUAACUAACAACAGCAGGCCCUUCUUAGUUGCCCGCACCAGAAGUCACUGUGACCUGCUCAUUCGUGAAGUUGGGGAAGAGAUGAUGAGUGAGGAAGGGGCCGCAUUGAGGGGCAGGCUCAUACCGCAGACAGCUGGGUGACUCGGGCUACACCCGUCUCCUGAGGAUGUUAACAUUGAGGGACUCCGCUAGUUUCAUCAGUUAUGAUCAUUUAGCAUGAUGGACCUUGAGAGAAGCUAAGAGCCUGAAAUGGAAAGAUGCUGGCCCAUGGUGGGGGGAGCAGUUUCUUCAGAUCGUGCGGUGGUAUCACUAGAUCCCCAAUAGCCUCUAUUCCCUCUGCCCCUUUUAGUUUUUAAUCUGGAACAUGUCUCUGUAAACACCACCUUUCCCAUCAGAUACCACUGUUCUAUACUUUUCCCUUUUGAAAGUAUGUACAAGACCACUCCUUUCCUCCUCUUGGCUACAUUAAAGUUCUCAAUCAGAUUAGAAAUGUAACCCAAAAAUGUCAAAUAUUUGCCAGCACAUUAAAAGAUAGGAGUUUAGUCAAAUCUUUGACAAAAGUUCCAUGGUCUUUUCUAAAGAGAAAAAAAGGUAUACAGACUAUUUUUGAGGAGAUAAACCACUGAGAAGACAUUAUUAAAAUUUUAACACUUAGGUACUUGGCUGACCACACUAAACACACUAUGGCUACCUGGCAUAUCUGUUCCCGGGCAGUAUUUGAGUCCUAAUGACAAGCCUGUUGGUGUCUCAGUUACUCAUACUGUGGUGGUGUUUAGGACAGGGCCAAAGAACUAUCUCCUGAUUUGGGGUCCUAAAUUUGGAUUUUAUUUAAAAACAGACAAGUGGAAAAUACUAUGCAAAAGUAUUUUCAGAUGCAAAAGUUAUAAUUAAAUGUUUUAGUUUAAAAGUUAGAAAAGAAACUAGACCAUUUCUUUCCCAGAGCAAGAUGAUAUUACUCACCAUUCUCUCUAAACCCCAAAGGAAUACUGACCAGGUUUUUAAAUAUGGUGAAGGACACCUCCCAACUAACCCCUGAGUUUCCCAUUUUGUAUUUAAAAGUAUUGGACCUGAUUUUUUGGUGGGUACAUUCUUCUAGGAAGAAUUUAGCAGCAUAUUCAGAAUUAUCUAGUUCUUUUAUAUGAGUUUUUGUUUCUUGAUAUGGUGUUUCAAUGCUUAUUAUUAGUUGUGCAAUAACAGUUAUAGCCUAUUUCUAAAAUAAUUUAAAUGCAAUUCUCCUGUUUUAUUGUCUACAAGAUAAUUAUUUAUCUUGCUUUUCAUAGCGUUCUUAGGAAUUAUUUUGUUACUAUGUAUUGGUGAGUUAUGCUUAUUAUUUAUUUAGAAAAAUAGUAUCUUUGUAAUGACUUACAUGGUAGCAGUACAUUUUGCUGCAAGAAAUAAAGAGUAUAUGAUAGAAGGAAUUUUUUUUUGCUGGACAAUUUGUAAGUUUUUCUAAUUGGGAAAAUGUUCCUAUUCAUUCAAAAAUAAUUAUUUUUUCAUAUUUUGUGGUAUUAAUUAUAUACAAAGAAGAGUAUUUCUUUGAGACAACAUAUCCUAAAAUAAUAUUUUCCCUUUUUAAAGUUUCAUUUUUUUUUUUUUUUCAGUUUUAAAAUUUUACUUUUAAUUAAAAGUAAAGGUUGAUAGGAAGUGAGGCGGGGGGACCUAUGAGACUCAGAGUAGUGAAGGAAAGGACUCAGUCAUAGUGCACUUCACCUCCAAAAUCCUGAGGCAGAAAGCCCCUGCAGGUUACAUGUCAGAACUUUCCUUACUAAGAGCAGACAGAGGGAGAAACCCUGGGAAUGAAAGCUGCAAAUACAUGUGAGAAGAAAAAGUGGCUAUUUGUAACAAAUAAUUAACUUUCUGGAUUGUUAGCUUACUCCCCAGGAUGUUUUCUCCCCACGGAGACGCAGGCGUCCUGGUCGGCUGUGGGCUGUGCUGCGUGUGUGCACCUGGGGCCGGAAGGAUAAGUUGUUCUCACACGCCAAGUCAGACCAGCCGAUGGCUGUGCAGUGGUGAUACAGUAGCUUAUAAGAGGUAGUUUUGUCACUUUUCUUCAGUUUCUGUCGGUAAAAGUUAGAACUGUAAAGCAGCAGGAUUCUAAGCACUGCAUGUUUAUUAAUAUCAAUUUAUGAGUCUCAAGAUACCUCAUUGAAUCCCUAAAUUUAGAACUAUUAGUCCAGUAAAAAAUCAACUAGAAAAAGAAUCCAUGACUUUUUGAAGGAAGUGAUAUAUUAAUAAACACAAAAACCAAUUCUGAAUUUUUUCUCUAACCUUAUCAAACCAAAGGCGCAUGUUUAUGUACAUAAUACCCAUUGAAUGUACAUCCCGAGAAGACUCGGGGCCCAGGAAGCAGGAAGCUCUCGGGGCUGUAGAGCAGUGUAAGUCGGAGGACUUGUGCAGGUGCGUUUCCACCGUGGCCAUAAGCCCCCACAUCAGGUGUCCACGAGGCCAGAGAAGCAUGGCACAUUCGGCUUCUAAUCACGACUGAAAGUUAGGAGACUCCAGGGUCAAGCCUGCUUUGCCACAAAGCUGGAGGAUGACCUUGGGCAAGUCCCUGGGGCUGACCAGGCCUCCAUUUGUCUGUCUGUAAAUAGACUGGACAAUCUAAAUGCAGCUCUAACGGCCUCAGAGCUCGAAAUGGAACAGCUUCAAAACGUUGCCUUUGUGUAGAGAAGCAUUUCUUGUCCUGUGUUAAUGAGCUUAUCCACUGAAUAUCUUUAGAAAAUUCACCUCAAAAUGCAUUUUGGAAUCAGGUUUGUCUUCAUCGGAUUGCACCAAAGCUACUGAGUUCAAGUUAGACAGGACUGUCCAUAUGAGUGUGCCCUGCUCAGGUGCUGUCCAUGAAAGCAGCUUAAAAUAAGUCACCACCUUCCCCCAAAACCACAAAAUGAGUUCAGAAAAGAACAAAGGAAUACAUAUCUCGGCUGACUUGGGUGAUUGUGUGUGCACUGCAGCGUUACACUAUCUUCACAUUCAUAGGGUUUCUCAAAAUGGAAAGUUUUCUCUCAGCAACCCUGAGAAAGGAACCCAGGUGUCCCUGUGUGGGCCACAUACCACUUGGCCAAGUGGAUAGUUGGGAACACAGUUGAGACAAAAUGUGUCGAAACUGAUUCGUGUUCUCGAGAUUUUUGUAGUAGCACACAACUCAAAACUC